ACUAUAAAGACAAGCCGACAACCGACGACGAACCAACAAUCAACGACAACUGGAACUGAGAACUGAGUUCUGUUAAUUUUGUAUUUGUAUUUACAGUUUAUUACUUUAUUUAAUUUCAGUUAUAGUUUAUGUAUCUAAAAUAUUGUUGUGUCUAACCAUACUUGCAUAUCCUUCUCUUAUGGUACGAUCACAGUGAAGUGAAUCACAGAAGAACAUUGAUAAUGGGGUUGCUAUCAAUUUUAAGAAAACUUAAAUCUUCUCCAGACAAAGAAUUAAGGAUUUUACUUCUUGGUUUGGACAAUGCUGGAAAAACAACUCUUCUGAAAAAACUUGCUUCUGAAGAUGUGACUCAUAUAACACCGACUCAAGGCUUCAACAUAAAAUCUGUUCAAUCUGAUGGAUUCAAACUUAAUGUUUGGGACAUUGGUGGGCAGCGAAAAAUCAGACCUUACUGGAGAAAUUACUUUGAAAAUACAGAUGUUCUGAUUUAUGUGAUUGAUAGUUCUGACCGCAAACGCUUGGACGAAACUGGUUAUGAACUUUCAGAAUUGUUGAUGGAUGAAAAGUUGGUCGGAGUUCCAUUGUUGGUCUAUGCCAACAAACAAGAUUUGUUACAUGCAGCCUCUGCCUCAGACAUUGCUCAAGGUCUGGCUCUGCACAUGAUAAAGGACCGACCCUGGCAGAUACAAGCUUGUAGUGCUACAGCUGGAGAAGGAGUCAAGGAUGGAAUGGAAUGGGUGAUACGGAAUGUAGGGAAAAAGAAAUAAAACGAUACCUGAAGUGCCUGAAUAAAUUAUCUACUACCGACGAAUCUGAAGAGAAAAUUAGUGCCUUCUCUUGGGUAAAUUGUGAGAAACAUGACGACUAGUAGGCCUAUUUGAUUCACAAAACAGAUAUAGGUAAUACUAUUUCUAUUUCUUUACAAAUUUUUUAUACCAAAGAUAAAUUAUUGUUAUAUUAUGUUUUCUAGUCAACUACAUUUAGCUUGGUUUUGUAAUUAUUUUAUAUUAAAGUCCAGUCUGCUUUUAUAGACUUAACUUAA
This is a messenger RNA of Macrosteles quadrilineatus (aster leafhopper), 1042 nucleotides long. RefSeq names its product ADP-ribosylation factor-like protein 3. Gene Ontology annotation, cellular component: microtubule cytoskeleton; cytoplasm. Gene Ontology annotation, biological process: cilium assembly. The transcript is spliced from 4 exons. Lineage: Eukaryota; Metazoa; Arthropoda; Insecta; Hemiptera; Cicadellidae. Gene Ontology annotation, molecular function: GTPase activity; GTP binding. Bases 222 to 767 code for a protein of 181 amino acids. The record is from RefSeq and is a predicted model, not a curated record.